AUGAGCCGCUUUAAUGAACCCAAUGCCGAGUCUGGCUCCAGUGGUGACCACAGCCUAUCGUCAUCGAUAUUUGCCCUGCUGGACUCGCUGUUUAAGCCUGUGCCUGUUUCCAAUUUAACCAAGAACCUCAUGUCAUCAGGGCAAAACAGAAACCAGCCUGAAUCUGCUCCUCAAGAGUUUAACGCUGGCCAACUGUCUCACCACCAUGGCAAUCGGCCCGAAGGCUUUUCCUACUCCAGAGAUCCCUCGUCUUUUACAGCAGGUUCUGUCGAUUCUUCUAAUAAGUUCAUCCCGGCUGGCCUGGUGACCUCCGCAUCGCAGAACCUUGACCCUUCCCAGAGCCUUCCUCCACAUUCGAUAUCGUCUCUGUUCACCUCCAACCCACACCAUGGGUUCUAUAGACAAAAUGGCAACAAGCCUGCCAACAGCAACAUGAACUAUAUUCCUUUGGGCCAUAACGCUCCUAAUAUGGUUUCGUCGUCAUACACCUCGAACUUUUCCCAUACGCCGUCUUUCCAAAGUGCUUCUGCUCAGUUCAUGGAUAGAAAUGAUAGCAAUAUGACCAGCAACUCUACGGGGAUGGUGCCAGGCAUGGCGCAUCAAAACGCUCCCCAUGUACAAACUGGGUUUCUUCCUUCAUCAUAUUCAAAGGCGCCAAUGGGCCACGGACUCCCCACCACUAAUCUUACCAUGAAUUCAGUCAAUUCUAGCUCAAGCCCAUACAACCAUGGCUCUGACUUUCAUAGAUCCAGCUUUUCUGCUACUCCACAGCUGUACCAGUCACAUUUUGAGCCAGGCUCCCAUUUUCUGAAUCAGGUGGCUCAAUCGCUACCCACCGGUGGGUUUUCCAAUCGUUCGCUUCCCCCAAUAAACCAGCGCUCGUCUCUUGCCCAAGAAUCGCCAAGUGGACCUACGAAUUUUGCAUCACAACCUUCACAGCCGCAGGCCCCCCUGGUAGAACCUACUCCUGUCGGUUCAGGUGCCCCAGAUUUUAGCCAAAUCAAUCAAUUCAUAAACACACCUGACCAUUACAUGACAUAUGAUGAAUACUUGGAGAAACUCAACAAACGUGAUGCAGAGGCACCACCAACGGACGAGAAUGGAUAUGACGAGCAUCUUAAUAUUGUGAAGUUCCCCGUGAAUGAUCUCAUCACAAUGCUUGCAUGUCUUCUAACUAAGAUCAUUGAAGCUAAUGAUAAGCUUCAUCCUAAUCAUUUUGACACAACCAUAGCUAUCAGACAGAAACUAAAGGAGGAGAAGAAAAAGAAGAAGUUAGAAAAGGAAAAGUCCAGACAACAUUCCAUCGACAGUAUGACGUACUCGAACGAUGGCAUCAACACUACAGUGGAGCACAUUGACGAAGAUUAUGCGAACUCGUCCGGAGACGAACAAGACGCCGAAGAUGAAUUAAAGAACAGAUACUUGGCAAAUGUCCUUGCAUUUCACGGAACCAACAUUCCUGGGAUCUCUCUUAACGCCUACCUCACGAGAGUGCUCAAGUACUGUCCUGUGACAAACGAAGUGUUCCUUUCGCUUUUGGUUUACUUUGACCGAAUUGCCAAGAAGGCCAACAACCUCAAGAAAAACCUGGAGUUUGGAGACGGAAGUGGAGACGGGAAUGGAGACGCUGAGCAGCUUUUCGUAAUGGAUUCGUACAACAUCCACAGGCUCAUAAUCCUGGGGAUCACGGUGAGUUCGAAGUUCUUUAGUGAUAUUUUUUACAAGAACCUUCGGUAUGCCAAAGUUGGAGGACUCCCAUUGGAAGAGCUCAACUAUUUAGAGUUGCAGUUUCUUCUUUUGCUCGAUUUCAAGCUCAUGAUAUCUGUUGAAGACCUCCAAAACUACGGUGACCUUUUGCUUAAGUUCUGGAAACGAGAGCAAUUGGCCACUGACCUAGUGGAUACUGCUAACAAGGCGGAAGCAGGCUCCGCGGCGGCUAAUACGUGA
Messenger RNA from Candidozyma haemuli, 1947 nucleotides. RefSeq names its product Pcl7p (gene PCL7). Gene Ontology annotation, cellular component: nucleus; cyclin-dependent protein kinase holoenzyme complex. NCBI's taxonomy places the organism in Eukaryota, Fungi, Ascomycota, Pichiomycetes, Serinales, Metschnikowiaceae. Gene Ontology annotation, biological process: regulation of cyclin-dependent protein serine/threonine kinase activity. The record is from RefSeq and is a predicted model, not a curated record. Gene Ontology annotation, molecular function: cyclin-dependent protein serine/threonine kinase regulator activity; protein kinase binding. The transcript has a single exon. Bases 1 to 1947 code for a protein of 648 amino acids.